AUGGUUCAUACCACACCCACCCUGCUGGCCCUAACCGGUCUAGCUGCCACAGCUACAGCCUUCAAGUACACAUCGAUGGACCACAUGAAGUGCGCUGCUGCUGUAACCCAGGACACCAAUUACCCAACCUGCACCUCAUCCUCCAAGCUCGACUGCUUCUGCGCGGAGCCAUUCGAUCCGAGCAGCGUAAGCGAUGCAGCAAGGGAGGUUUGCGAGGGCGUUGAGAUCCCAACGGAGUAUAUACCCAGUUUCAUCUGCAGGAACGACGAUAGCGAUAGCGAUAGCGAUGACGGAGAUGUGUAUGGCCCCGACCAUACCCACCACCAUGCCGUCGCCUACAACGACGACAACGACGGUGAUAGCGACAGCGAGAGUGACAAAGAACCCGUCUCCCCUCCACACCGCAUCAGCCACCCCAUGAUGCGCGUCUCGGCCCCUGAGACCGAUUCCUCAGACGUGGCUAAACACAACCCCAACGCCCAGAACAAGAGGGCGUAUGCGCCCCAAGUUCAACCCACCACCACAGGACCGUCCCCAUCCGCCUCCGCCCCGGCCAACCACGCCCCCGUCUCCGACGCCUCAUCCACCCCCGACUCCACAAACGACUCAGAGAAGAACGCGGAGAACGAGAAUGAGAGCACCCGCUCCGCCACCAGGGUCAUCACGGAGGUCCGCACGCGCACAUCCUGCGACUGCUCGUCUUCAACGGUAGCAGCUGCAACGGGCCGGGUGCAGAGUCCAUCGGCGCACCUUCACCAGAGCGCGAUGCCCGUUUCAUCUUCGUCGGCGUCGAGUGCGCUGCAUGGGCCUGCGUCUGGGUAUGUGUCGGUGCCUGCGUCGGUGCCUACUGGCGUUGAUGCGCAGCGGAGCGGGUAUCCCAGUGGUCGGAAGACGAUGUCUUCCUCUUUUGGGGUGCCUUCGGCUUCGCCCUCGGCGAUGACGUUUGAUGGGGGUGCGUCAGUGGGGGUGCUUGUGCCGAGUUCGGUGGUUGUGGUUGGGUUGACUGCUUUGAUGGCGUUCUUCAUGUGA
Molecule: messenger RNA, 1029 nt
Organism: Aspergillus thermomutatus
Lineage: Eukaryota; Fungi; Ascomycota; Eurotiomycetes; Eurotiales; Aspergillaceae
Product: extracellular serine rich protein
Exons: 3
Coding region: 1-1029 (342 amino acids)
Source: RefSeq, a predicted model, not a curated record